Soboliphyme baturini is the source of this 321-nucleotide messenger RNA. The record is from the annotation of a GenBank genome assembly. NCBI's taxonomy places the organism in Eukaryota, Metazoa, Nematoda, Enoplea, Dioctophymatida, Soboliphymatidae.
AUGAUCGAUAUGCUGGCGAUCGUCCAUCAUCUGGCAGCGCGCGAAUCAGCGUCGUCCGUCCAGCUUCUUGUCUUCAUAGGAGUGGCUGUUCUGCCGACCACCUGUCUUCUGUCUUCACGGUUCGGCCGAAAGAGGCCCGCACGUACAGCUGGGACCAGAGAGACAUGUAGACCGGAAGAGGCGUGGCACCAGGUUGAAGGUCAGCCCAAUCACGUGGCCAGUAAGCGGUACAGCAGGGCGACGGCGUUAGCUCUCGCCUGGGACGAAGUUCGCCGCGCACGCCCCGAUAAGCGCCUGGAGCAUCGGAGACAGCUCGCGUGA